CUCAUGAUGUACUCAACACUAAUGUUACUGAGUGAGAGGAGAUUUUAAUGGAAAAGCAGAUGUAUGAAUUAGAAAUGGUUAUUAUUUCAUACAGGUUUUGCAGUGGUGCUUUUUGUUAUGGUCUUGAGUUUUCUGGCCGAGGGGCACAGCAAACAUACACUGGUAUAAGCUAGAAUAUGAACACAACUGAUCAUCUUAAGCUUUGUUUUUGUUGAUGUGAGUUACUGAAUUAGAGUAGAUGGAAGAUGAUCUGUGGGCUAGCAAGUCCUAUAUCAUUUUGCUAGAAAUAUCUAUAUUUAAAACUCAGUCAUUUUGGCCUACUUGGUCACAUUUUAGCAUUAUUUUAUAUGUUGCAUUUCUCCCCAAAAUAUGUCGCAAUCUUUUUGUGAUCAUUGUCAGUUUACAAUCCUUUUACUAAAUUGAAUCAUCCAGGAUGGCUAUGAACAUGUUUGUACUGCCUUGAUAAAUGUUAUGCUUCCACUGAUUUGCAUGAUGUUACCUCUUCUAUGCUGCCAUGUUACCAAAUGUUAUUUGAAACAAUAGUUUAAUUCAGAUCAGAACACAAUUAUAUUGCAUGGAGAAACCGUGAUUCCAGUCACCGUGCAUAAAGCAGUGUGCAUUAGCAAUGUAUUUUAGCCAAGUGCUAAAACGUCUAGCUUGUAGUUACAUUAGAAUGUAUGACCUUACUUUCCCCAAACACUAUAUGUGUGUUGCUGUGAAGAAUUGUUCCCUGAUUUGUUUCCAGACUUGAGAGCCAGCAGAUUAUGUAUAACGAUGGGGUGGGGAUUUGCAGUGCUUGGAAUUUGCUUUUGUUUUUUACUUUUUUAUCUUCCAUUUUUCUUAGUUUUUUUUUUUUUCCUUUAAAAUCUUUCCUUGGACCUUACACUUAGAAUUAAUAGAGGGUUAUUGAGGUGUGUGUAGAGCCAAGGGAGAUUCAUAUACUGGUCCCAUCAUACAAAAAGGCUGAUGUCACUCAUCACUAUUAUUGAGCUCUUGUGGCAACAGUUUGUUGAAUCAGCUAGAGGCUUCUUUGCCCCAUAUGUCCCUUUAAAGCUCUAUGUUAACGCCAUAAUAAUGGUAGUCAGGGGUAAGACUACCCAACAAACCCUAUAUGGUCCAACUACUUUCCAUUGUAGUGUACGUGGUGGGCUACUAGAAUCCACCCUUGACUAGGUUUACCAAAAUCAUCUUUUUGCAAUUGUAAUCUGAGGGCUAAUAUUGUAAGUAAGAAUUAUGCAAGUUAGAGUUUGUUUUCUUUUUUCAUUGUGAGAAAUUGGGUCUUGGCUUGUCUCUGGGGAAGGCUUGGCUCUUUUUUUCUCAGAGCCUCCAGUCAUAAAGCUUCAAGUAAAACUACUGUGAUAUUCGUGAAAAUUAGGAGCGACUAUAAUGGUUAGUUGUUAUGAUGAACAGAUUAUGCGCAGUCCCUUUUGAGCGCUCUAAAAACAUUUCCUUUCUGUCUCCAUGUCUUGACAUGAACCUGAUUGUGACAUCACAAUCAGGUUCGAUGAGAGGAAGACAGGAGGAGGUGAUUUGAAGUGUUCAAACACGGCUUGCACGUGAUUUUUUUUUUCUUUCCUUUAAAGCCUACUUUCCCAAACAGGUGGGGCUUUGAAGAAUAAUAUAUGAAUGCUAUGUGUUAACACAUAUUUUAUGUUGAUUUGGGUCAACAAAACAGCACCUUUCUUUUUUUUAGUCUUUGUUUUCACAUAACAAACCACGUGUAAAUAUUUGUCAUUCUUGCCUUUGUAGAGUCGCAGUUACGAAGUAUUAAAUUGAAUAGUCUACAUGAGAUUAGAUUUAGUGGUAACUAACCAACUUUCCUGUGGGAGUAACAUCAAAUUAUGUUCUAGCAUUGAUUCCAUGUAUAUAUAUAUAUACACACACACACACACACACACACACACACACACACACACACACACACACACACACACACACCCCUAUGAGAGUAGUGGCAUUCCUCUUCAAUCAAAGCUUGUUGUUUCAGACUGCUUAUAUAGGUGGAAACUUGGCAAAAUGUGCUACAAAAGUCUUUUAGAAUGAGAUGCAACUGUGAUCUUGUCCUUGUCUGCUGUCGCCUCACCCUUGUAAUGGCUUGAUUCCCUUUGCAAGUCCCAUCGUACCACAGCAACGUAGCUGUACCAAAGGCCUUUUUGUAAGACUAUGUUUCAUGUCACACAUUGGAACAGACAUUCAAAUUUCAAUUCGGUCUUAACGCGUUUUUUUCCAAGUUUUAAACAGAAUCCUCCUAUCAGAAGAAGUUGUGAUUCUCUGGUUUAAGCAUUUGGAUACUUUAUUUGCCUUACUUGUCUGCCUUUCCUCUCUGCCCCUAGCUUUUUGUGGAAGGAUCUAUGCAUGCUAUAUUAACUGUUACUGUAUACUAAUGGUGGAUUUGGAGACUUUUAAAACUGUUUUUAUACUACUAUUGCUUUCCAAUCACUAACAUUGACCAAUGUUGGGCGUGACAUGGACAUGACUGAAGAAGCAUUGUGCGACUGAAAAUGCUUCAAGAUUUGUGAACUUUUGGAGGCUAUUUUGGAAUGAAAAGACACUGAAACGCUUCUGGAAAAUAAUGCUUUACUGACUAAGCAAAACAUACAGCACUGAUUGUGAACACUGCUAACAAAAGCUGCAAUGCCAUCUGUUUUAAGGGCAAUAAAGUUAUUUGAACUUAUUGAAAUGUCUUGUCACAUGUCACUUCAGCCUUAUCCUUCGGUUUUCUAAUCACCCAAAAUGAUCCUAUGUAUUGCCCAAGAAAUUGUUAUAAGCCUUAAGGUCUGGGCUGUUUAUAUGCAUUUUUUUAUGUCUCAUGUCUGAACUACUUUUGUAGUAAACUGCUGACUGAAAAAACCCUUCAAAUUAAACUGGAUGUAGAGGGUUGAGAGACUGACUUUUGACUGGAGUAAUGAAAUUACACAACACGGGCUCCAAAUACCAUCAGACGUGCGCUGUUAAUUACCACGGGCAAAACUCACAUCUUUAAGUGUAUCUAUUUUUAUUUCUAUUUUUUUCCCUUUGGUUUUUUUGUUUGAUAAGGCCAGCAAAUAUUGAUCACGAGUUUAUAAUGAUGAAGUCAUUGCCGAGAUCUCGUUCAGUGGAGUAAGUAGAACUAACAUUCAUUAAUGGCAGCCUGACCUUCACUUCAGACUUUGGGGGCAAAAACCAAAAAUGUUUAAGCUAUUACUAUAUUAUUACUAUAAUUUCUUUCACGUUUCCGUUUACAUCCUGUAGAGGCGGGUCCAAACUAUGGACCUGAGGCACUAUAGGGCAGAUGUCACUUGAUUGACAGUACUCGUUGUAAUAUGUGGGCUGUUCCGAGUAGGGCGAGCUUCUGGACUGCACAGAUGUUGCUGUUGCCAGGGGUACGGUUGGUGAACUUUUCCAUUCCCUUCUUCAUGAGUCCUAGAGCUCCGGUGACCACUGGUGUUGCUUCGGUCUUCAUUCCCCACAUCCUGUUGAUUUCAAUCUCCAGGUCUUUGUACUUGGUCAUUAUUAUUAGUAGUAGUAGUAGUAGUAGUAUUAUUGUAACCGGUUAUUUUUUUGCCCGGUGCGGGAUUCGAUACGAGGUGUACUGCACCACAAGGUGACGUCACUAACCGCUCGGCUAAAGGGUCAGACUCGUUAGCUAGGGACUAACGUGUAUUAUUAGUAGUUUACAAUUAUUAUCAUUAUUAUUAUUAUAACAACGAUAUAACUACUCAGCAAAAGCUAACGGCUGAUAAAAAAUCGUUUUCACGUAACCAGUUGCAGCUGUCUUGAUCUAUAAUGACGACAAAACCAAAUCUAUGGUGAAGUUGUUUACAUCUGUGUAUCUUUGCCAGGUAAAGUUAUACAUUUUGAAUAGGACACAUGUUCUUUUCAUCCGUUGCCUUGUUAACAGGGCGGCAAACGUCACAAGACGUCGGCAGUAGACGGUCCCGCUACGUAGCUCGACGAUGAGCAGAUCUGGGGCCAGUUUUCUGUCGUUUCACGCGUCCCGUUUUAACGCCCCGCUGAACUACGGUCUGAUCCGGGACCAGCGAUACUGCGUUUAUUGUCUCGUAAACUCUGUUUGGACGUGUCACCAUGGCAACGGCGCACCGACGAGAUCGGUUGUGCUGGUCUUCAGCCGUUGAUCAACGAGCUCCGUUACCGAGAGUCUGCGGCUGUUUUAACGCAUGACGCUAGAUUACUGUGAUUGAGGGACGCUCCAAAUUUAUAAGACAACAUGUCGGAUAUAUUGUGCGAGUGGCUUAACAAAGACGUCCGCUUGUCAAAAUCCGUUGAGCCAAGUACCUUUUCUAAGGCCUUUUCCAGUGGCUAUCUCAUUGGAGAGGUCCUGCAUAAACAUCAACUUCAGGAUGAUUUUGAUAUGUUUACAAAGAGCAACACCUCCAACUCCAAGUUGAACAAUUUCACCCGAAUUAAGCCCACCCUGCACUUGCUGGGAGUUCCCUUUGACUUGACCGUGGCCCAGGCUUUGAUGCAGGAGCAGCAGGGGGCUGCAACAUGUCUCCUCUACCAGCUCUACAUCUUACUACAGAAGAAGCAGAAAGCAGGGAUCACCGGAACUGCAAUGGAAACCAUGCAGCCCAUGGCUACAGCAUGCCUGCAGAAAAAAGAGAUUGAGAUCUAUGCUGAUCGGUUGCGUACACUGGUGAAACGUGAUGCAGAGCUGCAGCUACAGAAAAUUUCUGAACACUAUGAGGAGCAGGCCCAGCAGUGGAACAACAGGUUUAUGAUGGCCCAGCUGGUCCAACAGCAAGAGAAGCUCAAGCUCCAGGGAGAGAUGAGAAUGAAGGACAUUGAGAGGCUGCGUGCAUCUCGUCGCAGGCCGAAUGAGAUCAUGACUCGUACCCAGGCCUCAAUUAUCCAGAUGCCUAGGCCACCUCCAAAAAGGUCACUGCAGACCCUACAGAGGAGGCAGCAACAGCUACGCAGAGAAAAACAAGCACAGAGGGUCCAGACUGAAAUAGCCCAGUUUGAAGAGAACAGGGAAAAAAUUGCUCCUUCUGAUUUUGCUUCCUGUUUCUUGAGUGGUCUGUCCUUGAGCCAGGGCAGUAAGGCUCCAAGCCAGACGAUUCCUGGAGGUGGGGCUGAGUUGGUGUUGCAGUCCAACAGUGAGUACAUGCAGAGUAUCCGGCAGAGGCUGGAGGAGGACACUAUGGCACGUCAGCAAAGAGAGAAGCGCCGAACAAAAUUCCUGGUGGAGCAGCUCAAGGCUCAUGAGGCUCAGCAGGAGGCUCUGCGUGAACAGCAGCUUGUCGAGCGUCUGACACGCCAGACCCAGCAAGAGCGACGUCUGGUGACGCAACUCCUCCAAAUACGCAUGCAGAAGGAGGUGAUCCGGCAGAACCGCCUCUUCCGAGAGCAUCAGUACCAGCAGCAGAGAGAGAGGGAAUUGCAGGAAGCUCUAGAAAGGGAAGCGGCUUUGGCGCAGCAGGAAAAGCUGGAUCAUGCUGAGGAGAUCAGAAAGGAGAUUGAACUACACAACAGAAUUGCUGCUGAGCACGCUCAGAACAGAUACAGGAAGCACUCCAAGAGCUGCCGGGAGGUACUGGAGCAGAUAGUGGACCUGGUCACCAAGGUUGGGGAAUACCGCCUGCUCACUGGGAAUCUCAUCCCAGCCAAGUUGAUGAAGGAAUGGAAGGAGUUGUUCUUUGGUGGUCUGCCUCUUUAUGAGUCAGUGGUUGUGGAAGGCCAGCAGCUGGGAUCUGAACCCUCUACCCAACCAGACCUCAAAGAGCUGAAGAAACAGGAGCUGCUCAACAACCAAGACUAUGAUGAGUACACUAACAUGGUAGGUGAGUGGGCAUGGCCAGAAGAGGGAGGGGAAGCUAAGCCCCCUCCAGCCAACAACAGGAUUCUGGGACAUAUAAUGCAGCGGCUGAGGAAGCUUGUCCAUUCACCAGCUCCAGGCACCCCCCCUCCCAUCUUCCCCCCAUUCACCCUUAAGGCCUGUGUCUUGGGCAAGUUUUUCUCUGGCAAGACCACCUGCCUGACCAAGAUCGCUCAAGUCCAUAGUAUCCAUGUCUUUUCUGCCAACAACCUGAUCCAGAAGGCCCUGGAAGCUUACCAUAGUGGAGAAGAGCAAUGUCUCCAGGACCCAAAGAGCACCGAGCUGCCCUGCAGUACAGACACAGAGCAGCAAGGACAGGACGGGACUGAGACUCAGGACAACAAAUCUCCGGAUACUAGAAAUCAUGAGGAAAGCAAAAAAAGAAAGUUGUCUCUACGAGCCCUGCAUGGAGAAGCCAUAGUGAAUCUUCUGAGAACAGGGGAAGCAAUCCCUGAUGAGCUCCUGGUGAACAUUAUGAUGGAGGCCAUCAGGGAGGUCCCAGCUAACUCAGGCUGGAUCUUGGACGGGUUUCCAGUGGACAUCACUCAGGCUCGCCUGCUGGAGAAAGCUCUUGGUGGGUCAAUGGACCAAGAGCAGAGAGAUGCUGACUGCAAAAAGAGGAACAGCAGGGCAAACCUAGCUACUGAGCCCAAUGCACCAAAAAAGGCCCCAUCCCAAGUCCCAGUGCUCAAUCUGGCGCUUCUACUGGAUGUUUCUGACGACUGUGUCCUCAACCGUGCUGCCAAGAACCGUGUAAAGAAGAGUGUUGUGGUUGCUGAAAGACCUGAACAGGAGACUGCCCAGGAUGUUGUGACUAUUAUCAGUGUUGCCAAGACUGGAACAGAAACUGAUGCUGCUGCCAUCCCUACUGGCGACAAGAGCCUGGAGAUUAGAAAUCAACACAGGAUCUCAAGUUUCCAGGAUACCUGGUCAAAACUAGAGAAGUGGUUUGGUAAGAAACAGGGCAUUCUGGUCCGUCUAGAUGCAGAGGUUGAGGAGGAGGAGCUGUACAGAAGAGUGGAAACUGUCCUACAGCAAGCUAUGAUACAAACCCAGAGAGCCCCAACUUCAGCCGUAGCCCCAGCUGUACAUUCAACACCAGGAGAGGAACCAGACGUCAGAGUCAAAUCAAGUCCCAAGUCCAAGACACAUUCUCCGAGAGAGCAUCCAAGGAGGAUGUCAGGCUGCUCCUCGUCCAAUGAGCUCUCUCAGAACAGCACCAAAAGCCCAUCAGACUCCAUCCUUCCUCGCCCAACUUCAGCCAGCAGGGAAUAUGUGGAUGAACCCCUCCCUCGGGAAAUCCCAGAGCACCUGUGUCAAUACUGGGACACAGUGUGUGAUUCCUAUGUGAGCAAUGUCAAGGCUGUGAUGCAGAACCUUCGCUCAGAACGCAUCCUUAUCAUUCGCCACCUAUUCAACAUCAGAGAAGAAUACAAGCAUUACCUGGGGCGGCUGGACUUGAAGCAGGAGUUUUUGUCUCAGUGGCAGCAGAACUACAACAGCAUCCCCGAUGACAUUAGAGAUGAUGAUGAUACCAAGGCAGAGCUGCAUCAGAGAUUAGACGACCUGUGUGAACGUUUGUGGGACAUUUGUGACAAGCGUAGGAGGGAGGAUGGGCAAGAGAGAGACACUAUCAUGGGAAACGGGUGGCUUGAGGACCACAUUAGUGUUCUCAUCAAUCACUACUCUUCACUCAUGCAGGUGGAAUUGGACCGGUUCCAGGACACGCAAUGUGUUCUCAGGCACUACUAUCAGGGUAUGGCGAGACAGGCGCUGCCAGAGCUACCGUCACACUUCACCUGUAUUCCCCUUCUGGACAUCACAGAAAGACAGGACACUCCACUGGAAGAAAGUACUGAGCAAGUUUCCAAGAGCUCUUGUGAGACAGAUGAUGGGGAAGACCAGAGGAAAACUAAAGUUGUUCCUUUGCUGUCCAGACAUCCUCCCACAUCACAAGUGGUCUCCAAGAGUAGCCUGCAGCAGGCAGAGUCUGACAAGCCCUCUGAUGAGAAACUGAUCUCCGACAUCUAUGAGGCAGCGCUCACAGCCAUCAGCAACUUGGUGACAGCUGAGGCCCACCAGAGAAACGUAGAGGUGAGUGAGGAGAGCCAGAGUCAGCAAGAAGCGAUGGAGAAGACCCCCCAGGCCACUGCAAGAGCUGAUAGAGAUAAGAAUAAGAAGAAGAAGUGGGCAGGAAAGAAGAAAGGCAUCUCCUCCCCACUCCCAGAGCCUAGCCCUCCCGUGAUUGAGGAGAGCUUAGAGGAGAUACAGAGACGAGAAGUCAGAGCCAAGAUUCACAAAGAAUAUGCAACUGCACUAGCCCACGAAGAAAAUGCAGCCAACGUUCGAGUCGGGCUGGUGAGGGCUUGUGCUCUGGUGAUGGUACGUUCCCUGCAUAGCAGAGCAAAAGAGGCCUUCAGCAGCAUGGAGAAGUGGCUCGCAGCACGCUACCUCGCAGAAAUUAAUAGUAUUGACCGACUAGCAGAAGUGGUGCGCUCCCACAUUGAGUCUGGCUGUAUGCUACAGAAUGAGAUGGUGCUGGAAAGUACUGACUUCUACCUGAAUGGUGACCUGUUGGUGGUUACUAUCCCGCCUCCCCCUCCCCACCCAGGCCCUCUGGAGAUACCAACACAAUCUACACUGAAUGUGGCUCAGCUACAGUCAUUUUACACACAGCUAUACAACGUGGCUCCCUCAGGCCUAAUGUCCGGUGUCGAGUUCUUCAGUGCUCUCCAGGACAUCAACUUUGUCAAAGUGGGCUGCGACCCUUUGCCUGAGCCCUGGAUCAGGAUGACUGAAACACAGUUGACAGAGAUGGUCUCUCUACUUACACAAGAGGCUGUGUUGUUGGACUGGCGUCAGUUCCUGCUCAGUGCUGCUCUCCCCUGGCCAAUUCCCUCACUGACACAGCUAUUGGCUGUACGGCGGCGCCUCCAGGCAGCAGAUUUGGACAAGACGGGCUAUAUCAACAUGGACCAGUACCUACAGAUAGAGUGGUGGUUCCACAGUGAAACAGCCCAGUGUGUCCCUCAGGGCUCCUCUCAGCCACUUCCUAAUGACCACUUGGCCAGCUUGCACGAGUUUUUCUUUCAGUUGUUUGCAGAUCACCUUUUCUCUCCUCCAUGUCUGGACUAUGUAUCCAUGCUACAAUAUCUGGCAGCCCACCCUGACCCUGCCCAAGGCUUCCUCAGAGCACUCAGUGUGGUGUUGGGACAACAUCUAAAGCAGCCCUCCACCAGCCAGCUGGUCAAGUCUAUGCCCAAUAUAGAGGAGACUAUGGAGUUUGGGUCCCCAGAAGUAGAGGGAGAUGAGAAAAAGGAAGGAGAGCCUCCCUGUGGGUCUAGCAGUGUGUUUGGAGAGCAGGGUGUGCCCAUACCAGCCCUCCUUGCUGUCAUUUGCCACAAAGGCCCCAGGUUGGCAGAGCACAGCUGCUUCUACCCGGCCUGCAGGACCUUGGAGGAGCACACUGAGGACCUGGUGCGUAUAUUCAGAGAGCUAGGCUACGGGCCAGAAGAUCACAUCCCCUUCUCAAGCCUUAUCCAGCAUUAUUCAAUCCAGAAGCUGAUAGAGGGCUCCCCACACUACCAGCUCAUAGAUGUUCACAGAGUGCUACGAGAUCAUCAAAAUGAAGAAGAGGCUCAGAGCUCCACAGCUCUCUGAAUACCAAAGAUGCAAGCCCACACUUCCAUCUGGUUUUAUCUUUCAGAGCAAAAUGGGGGAAAAGGAGCAAAUCCAGUUAUUUGUCAUUGUUUGAAAAAGUGAAAGCAUGAAAAAAUGCAGCAUACAACAUUUUGAAGUUUGAAAAUAUAGCAUUGUAAAACAAUAUCUUUAAAGUGAUUUGCCUCAAAUGUCUACCAAACUGAACUUUUAAUUCAUUAUUUUCCACUAUUGACUCAAUAAAUUUGCAGCAACAGACAUCUGACAGUGACCUUAUUCUGUUGUCUCUUUGUUUACAAAAGUCUGAGACGGACAAAGACUGAGAUGACAAUACAAUGAUUGAAACAACAAGAACAUCAGUGAGGACAGGACUGACCCCUCUGACUCUCAUUCUCUCUCCGCUACACUCCAGCAAGGUUCAUCACUCCUCAUCUGGUGUACAACUCCAACAGAAAACAGCUCUAGUACCUGUGAACCCACCUAGAGCUUUUUCAGCCUGAGAUGGAUGAAUCCGGACCAAAACAGGAGCUGAAGACUUCGCACCCGCUACAAAACGAAGCAUUUGGGAUUUCGUCAUAGGUGCAUUACAAGAAGACUGCCAUUUUUUGUUUUGUAGGUAGUUAUCUCACUCAUAAUUGUGUGGAAAAACCUCUUCUCCUGGCUUAUUAAGAGAUGGUGACUCUUAUCUACUCCAUCAAAAGCAUUUAAACUUUUUGCUCGUACAAAAAAAGAAAUAUGCAGGACUGAUUUUUUUCGCCUCUCGGCCUAUCAGGUUGUCAUGGAAAGUCUUUUUCGCCAUCAUUUCCUGACUUUCAACAACAUUUUGGUUUACUUUUGAGAGUACUUUUUUUUUCCUCUUCAAACAAAUAUCCUAAUGGGGAAACGGAUCAGGAAAGGUUAGCGUGUGUUAAUGUAGAGACAACA
Lampris incognitus (smalleye Pacific opah) is the source of this 10399-nucleotide messenger RNA. RefSeq names its product sperm flagellar 2 (gene spef2). Gene Ontology annotation, biological process: sperm axoneme assembly. The record is from RefSeq and is a predicted model, not a curated record. The transcript is spliced from 40 exons. Gene Ontology annotation, molecular function: protein binding. Lineage: Eukaryota; Metazoa; Chordata; Actinopteri; Lampriformes; Lampridae. The coding region runs from base 4208 to 9478 and encodes 1756 amino acids. Gene Ontology annotation, cellular component: sperm midpiece; manchette.